Neodiprion virginianus is the source of this 982-nucleotide messenger RNA. RefSeq names its product pupal cuticle protein C1B-like. Bases 146 to 820 code for a protein of 224 amino acids. NCBI's taxonomy places the organism in Eukaryota, Metazoa, Arthropoda, Insecta, Hymenoptera, Diprionidae. The record is from RefSeq and is a predicted model, not a curated record. The transcript is spliced from 2 exons.
CGCGGGAGAGGGAAGAGAAGAAAGCUUGGCCGGAUAUAAAAGCACACUCAAUGGAACCAGCCACCAGUUGAUCUAUCUACUCUAAUUCUUUCUCUUCUAUAUCUACCUUCGCUCCGUGUAUAGUGUUACCUUCCAUCGUUCAGCAAUGGCACUAAAGUACUUCUUCUUUGCCGCGUGUAUCGCAGCCGUGAAUGCUGGACUGGCUAUAACAUCCACAUCCGACAACACGUACCGAAGCCACGGAAAUCUUGCCCAGAUCUCCACGCAAUCCAAGUCCAUCGAGACUCCGUACUCCAGCUCCAGCAAGAGCGACAUCCGCGUGUCUAACCCAGCCGUCUAUGCCAGCCCAGCGCACUUUGGCCACUAUGCGUCCGCAGCACCGAGUGUUCACCAUUAUUCUUCCGGCCCAGCCAUCCAGCAUUAUUCCGCUCCAGCGGUCCAGCACUAUUCUCCAGCUCCAGUAGUUGAGCACUACGCUCAUGCACCAGCUGCUCACAACAGUCCCGUUUACACCUCGGCACCUGGUCCAGUCAUUGCCAAGGCGGCAUACCAUGUCCCAGUACCAGCCAUCCACUAUGCUCAACCUACCCCCGUUGCUCAAUCCGUGUACGCUCACGCUGAACCAGCUCAUUAUGCCCACGCUGAACCUGCUCACUAUGCCCAUGCUGCUCCAGCUCAUUAUGCCCAUGCUGCCCCUGCUCACUAUGCCCAUGGGGGCCAGGUAGCCGGGCAUCAAGUUGGGGUGGCUUAUUCUCCGGCGAAUGCAGUCGCUCAUUUGAGCUACAGCAACGCCAACGAUCACGUCAACUACGCCUGGUAAAAGUAUACGUAAAAGCAGAUAUAGAACAAGCGAUGACUGAUUACGUCGGGCUGAAUUCUCGAUGGAUCCCAGCUGUGCGUAGAAACAUAUUAUAUAUUAGGUUUUGUACUCAUUUUGUAGACUAGCAGUAAGAAGUUGAUAAUAAACUCUGAAGCCCAGUAA